AUGAAAACCUCAAAUUCCUUUCUCCUCACACUCUACACAACACUAACAAUCCUUGCCCUUACACCACAAUCCUCCCUCUCACAACCCAUCAUAGACCAAUUCUACCAAUGCAUAAACCUAAACUCCGAUCUCGCUGUCCCCUUCUCCUCCGCCUUCUUCUCACCCGACAACUCCUCCUUCUCUGUUGCCCUCGAAUCCACCGCCCAAAACCUCCGGAGACUCGUCCCCUCCGUCCCCAAACCCCUCCUCAUCUUCACCCCAUUCAUUGAAAACCAAGUCCAAGCCACUGUCACCUGCGCUCGAGCCAUGGGCCUCCGAAUCCGGGUCCGAAGCGGAGGCCACGACUACGAAGGCCUCUCCUACUCCUCCGAGUCGAACGACGAGCCCUUCGUCCUCCUCGACCUCUCCCGACUGCGGUCGAUCAUCGUCGACCCGGACGAAAAAACCGCGUGGUCCCAAGCCGGGGCCACAAUCGGCGAACUCUACUACCGAAUCUCCCAAAAGAGUUCGAAGCUCGGUUUCCCCGCUGGCCUCUGCGCUAGCCUCGGGAUCGGUGGCCACAUAACCGGUGGGGCUUACGGGCCCUUGAUGAGGAAAUACGGGCUCGGAGCCGACAACGUGCUCGACGCCCGAUUAGUGGACUCCUCCGGGAGGAUCCUCGACCGGGAGUCGAUGGGUGAGGAUCUCUUCUGGGCCAUCCGCGGCGGGGGCGGGGGCAGUUUCGGUAUUUUACUCGCGUGGAAGGUUCGGCUCGUCCCAGUCCCGACCACGACCACGGUUUUCACGGUCUCGAGGACACUCGAGCAAAACGCGACCAAAAUUCUCGCCAAGUGGCAGCAGGUAGCUGACACGAUCGACGAGGACCUCUUUCUCAGGGUCAUCAUACAAAAGAGCAAAAACACGAUUUUGAACCUUUACAACGCGGUGUUUUUUGGCAAGGCGGAGAGGCUGAUUCAGGUGAUGGACGAGAACUUUCCCGAGCUCGGGCUCACGAGAAAGGACUGCACGGAGAUGAACUGGAUCGAGUCGAUUAUGUACAUCACGGGCUACCCGAGCGGGACUCCACCCGAGACCCUACUUCAGGGGAAGUCCUUGUUCAAGAACUACUUCAAGGCGAAGUCGGAUUACGUAACCAAUGCCAUCACGGAAGAAGGGCUCAAGGGCCUUUGGACGAGACUGUUAGACGAGGAAACGCCGUUGAUGAUACUCACGCCUUACGGAGGCAUGAUGAGCCGGAUUCCGGAAGACGAGACACCUUUUCCGCAUAGAAAAGGAGUUAAGUACAUGAUACAGUAUGUGACCACGUGGAAUGAUGAUAAGCCCGAAUCGCAGGCCCGACACAUGGAUUGGAUCAGGAGAGUAUACAACUACAUGGGCCCACACGUAUCAAUGUUGCCAAGACAGGCUUAUGUAAACUAUAGGGAUCUUGAUUUGGGGAUGAACAAGAAUGGGACGAGCUUCAUUGAGGCGGCCUCGUGGGGCGCGAGGUAUUUCAAGGAUAAUUUCGACAGGCUUGUGAAGGUUAAGACGAUGGUCGACAAGGAGGAUUUCUUCAGGCACGAGCAGAGUAUUCCGGUUCUGCCAUUGAUGCACGAGAGAAGAAGCGGAAAGACUGUGUUUCACUGA
Molecule: messenger RNA, 1626 nt
Organism: Striga hermonthica
Lineage: Eukaryota; Viridiplantae; Streptophyta; Magnoliopsida; Lamiales; Orobanchaceae
Source: the annotation of a GenBank genome assembly